GCAAAAUGGCGCCCCUGUGGUGUGUGUGACAGUGUCAUAGUGGAAAUUAUUGAUAUUUUGUCUUCCAUUGCCAUUGAUAAGUAUUGUAAUCAUUGCCACUGUCGUUUAGUUUGUGUAUUUGUUUUAUCUGGGCUGAGAUUGGAUUGAUUAAAAGUGGCCAUGUCAACGGACAAGGUACAAGUGGCCGUACGGGUCCGACCUGUCAACAGAAGAGAGGUUGAGCUGAGUACCAAAUGUGUGAUAGACAUGGAAGGGAACCAGACAGUUCUUUAUCAUCCACAAGACAGCCCACUUGAUGUCCAAGGUCACCUGGUCAGUAGUGGCGGAGAUGCGAAAAAAGGUCGCCGAAAAGCUCCAAAAUCGUUUGCGUUUGACCACUGCUUUUGGUCCAUGGAUAAAGACAACCCAAAAUUUCAUGGCCAAGGAGCAGUGUUUCAGAAUCUUGGGGAUCCUGUAUUACAAGGGGCGUUUGAAGGAUACAAUGGCUGUAUAUUUGCUUAUGGCCAAACAGGGUCCGGGAAAUCAUACACAAUGAUGGGCACGUCGGAAGAAAAGGGGAUAAUACCACGUCUUUGUGAUGCACUGUUCGAUCGUAUUGCUAAAAUGGAGAAUGAAUCAACUGGCUUUAAAGUUGAAGUAUCAUAUAUGGAGAUCUAUAAUGAAAAAGUCCACGAUUUACUGGAUUUAAAAGGGCACAAACAGAAUUUAAAAGUAAGGGAACACAAUAUAUUGGGACCAUAUGUGGAUGGCCUGUCUACACUAGUCGUAACAUCUUUUGAAGAUAUAAACAACUUGAUGAAUGAAGGGAACAAAUCGAGGACAGUGGCUGCAACCAACAUGAACAGUGAAAGUAGUCGAUCUCACGCUGUAUUUAAUAUUAUAGUAACACAGACACUUACAGAUCUGAAAACUUCCGUUUCUGGUGAAAAAGUUAGCAAGCUGAGUCUGGUAGAUUUAGCCGGAAGUGAAAGAGCACAGAAGACCGGGGCGAUGGGGGACCGAUUACGUGAGGGGAGUAAUAUAAAUAAAUCAUUAACUACUUUAGGAUUAGUAAUAUCUGCUUUAGCAGAGUCUGGUAAAAGUAAAAACAAAUUUGUGCCAUACAGAGAUUCCGUGCUCACCUGGCUUUUAAAGGAUAAUUUAGGGGGUAACAGUAGAACUGUUAUGGUUGCCACAAUAAGUCCAGCUGCUGAUAACUAUGAAGAAACUCUGUCAACAUUGAGGUAUGCUGAUAGGGCUAAGAGAAUCGUGAACCACGCUGUCGUGAAUGAAGAUCCAAAUGCUAGAAUUAUUCGUGAACUUAGAGAAGAGGUUGAUCAUUUACAGAAGGAACUUAAAGAAGCACAGAGUAUGAAAGCCCCAGACUUGAAAGAAAAGUUGGAAGAAUCAGAAAAAUUAUUGAAAGAAAUGAGGAAAACUUGGGAAGAAAAACUAGCAGAAACUGAGAAAAUUCAAGUGGAAAGACAUAAAGCAUUAGAAGAGAUGGGGGUAUCCGUGGAAACAUCGGGAAUUAAAGUCCAGCAUAGUAGAUACUUUCUUGUCAACCUUAACGCUGAUCCAUCACUUAAUGAACUGCUCGUCUAUUACUUAAAGGACCAUACCGUAGUUGGAUGCCCUAACGACGAAACCAAACCAGAUAUACAGCUACAAGGUCUUGGUAUACAUCCAAAGCACUGUGUUGUGGACAUUACAGAAAAUGAAGUGUCUGUGGCACCUGUUGAAGGGGCAAGGACUUGUGUGAAUGGCUCUGUUAUACAUCAGUGCACCAAGGUGAAACAUGGUGAUAGGAUAUUGUGGGGAAAUAACCACUUCUUCCGCAUAAAUACACCAAUACAAAAUAGUCCAACAACAAACAAUCCUGAAGAUGCAGAUCAAACAAUUGACUAUAAGUUUGCUCAGCAGGAGCUGAUGAUGAAAGAAUUCAGUAAUGAUCCUAUAUCCGAGGCCAUCAGUGCAGUAGAAAAACAGUACGAGGAAGAUAAACAAGAGGCUCUAGAACAACAGAGGCAGAUGUACGAGCGCCAGAUGCAGCAGUUAAGGUACCAGCUCAUGUCGCCCGGAACACCAUCAAUGCCCUUCCCACCUGUAAUGACCCCAACAGGAGUUCAAAGUGGAAUUCAGCGGAAAUAUCAACAGUGGGCCCAGGAAAGAGAUAAAAUGUUUAAACAUAGCCUGUCUUUGCUACGUGAAGAGGUUGUUAAAGCUAACUCCCUGGUUCGUGAAGCCAAUUUUCUGGCCGAGGAGAUGGGCAAACAAACAGAAUUCCAUGUCACUUUGCAAAUACCAGCGUCAAAUCUAAGUCCUAACAGAAGGAGAGGAGCUUUUGUCUGUGAACCAGCGAUAUUGGUGCGUAGAAAACAUCGUGGGAGUCAGGUUUGGUCGAUGGAAAAGUUUGAAAACAAGAUAAUUGACAUGCGAGACAUGUACGAGGACAGGAAGUCACAAGGAAUCCCACUGAAGGUGGAUGAUUCUGAUGAAUCCGAGUCGGAUGACGGACCACCUCAGAAAGGAGACCCAUUCUACGAAUCGUACGAAAAUCACAAUCUUAUUGGGGUAGCUAAUGUGUUUCUGGACUGUCUUUUCUAUGAUGUUAAACUGGACUAUCAAGUACCAAUCAUCAGUCAGCAGGGAGAGGUUGCCGGCAAACUACAUAUGGAGAUAUCUAAGCUGGGCAGCGCAAUCAUGGAUCGUUACGCAGACAUAAAUGAUGAUAGUGACGAUGAGGAAGGCAAUGAAGAUGAUGCUGAUCGAUCAAUGUCAGUAGGAGCACCGCUUAUAAUCAGAGUAAAGAUUUGUGAAGCAAAAGGCCUGCCAAAGGAUCUAUCAAAUUUUGUGUUCUGCCAGUACUCUUUCUGGGGUCAUGAUGACCCCAUCUCUGUCCCACCAGAGAUACACCCAGACACUAGUAAAAAGGACACCAAAUGUAUCAAGUUUAACCAUGAAAGGGAUUUUAAAGUGUACAUGUCAGAAGAGUUCAUUGAGCAUGCCCAGGAAGGAGCAUUAUCUAUCGAGGUCUGGGGACAUAAAGUUGUUGGGUUUGGUCAGCAGAACUCCCAGACAGAUAGUGCGGCUAGAUCCAACUCUCUUGUUGACAGAUGGCAUGAAGUAACCAGGAAAAUAGAACUCUGGAUUGAGAUACAUGAAGUUAAUGACCAAGGUGAAUAUGCCCCUGUAGAGGUCAAACCUCAGGCUGACGUCCCAGCUGCUGGAGUAUUUCAGCUUAGACAGGGCCAUGCCAGACGUAUACUCACUCGUAUAAAGUCCCGGGGUGACUCAGGCACUCUUCCAUUAAUCUGUGAUAGUAUAAGCUCACUUGCCAUUGGUUGUAUUUGUUCUCGCUCCAAGAUACAGAAAGGCUUGGACAGUUACCAAGAGGAAGAUCUAGGUCAUUUGAGAGAUCGCUGGAAUGAUGCUUUAUCAAGGAGGCAUAAAUAUCUGGACAGCCAAAUACAGAGUCUUAUAAAUAAAACUGAUAAAACUGAAGCAGACUGUGAUAGAGAAAGCGCAUUAAUAGACCAGUGGGUAUCACUGACUGAGGAAAGAAAUGCUGUGAUGGUUCCAGUAGCAGGCAGUGAAAUUCCAGGGGCACCAGCAGACUGGGAAGCUCCGCCUGACAUGGAACGACAUCGACCAGUGCUCUUUCUUGAUUUAAAUUCUGAUGACAUGACGACCCCAAAUGCCAAAGAAGGAACACAAGCUGCUGGUAUCAACUCUAUACUGCCAAAAGAACAAUCCAAUAACUAUGUUGCUUUACCAAUACUCAAAGCAUACACAGAAACUGAUAACGUGUGUGCCAUUGCAUCUUGGGAUUCUUCAAUCCAUGACUCAGCGAACCUGAAUCGUAUAACUGGAGCAGAUAAUCGUGUGUAUUUGAUACUUAAGGUGGUGUUGCGACUAAGUCACCCUGCUUACAUGGAAGUUGUGUUGCGUAAACGUAUCUGUGUGAACGUAAAACAUCGUAACAUGAGUCUGACAGACAAAACUGAAGAAAAAGAUGUGGUAUGGAGGGGUAAGUCUAUGAUAUACUUAGAGCACAUGGAAAGUCUUGCACAGAUGGCCGCGUCUCAGAAUGAAGUGAGUGCCGCUGACGGGGAGACGUAUAUAGAGAAGUACAUCAAAGGCGUGUCUGCAGUAGAGAGUAUACUCACACUGGAUAGGCUGAGACAGGAGGUAGCUGUGAAAGAAUUUAAAGGGCCCAAACAAGGGCAGUCACUCCGUAAAACCACAAGUGUUCCAAAAUACACCAGUGUAGUAUAUGCCUUAGCACAGUUCUCUAACUUCAUUGUACCCAUUACAUUCACAUCCUUAACACAUGAUAACCACAUUUUUGCACAAAAAAUAUGUAACACAUUUCUUUUGACACAGAAAAUUCAUUGUUUCAGUGAAGGAAAAAAAAACUUUCAAUUUUCAGUGACCCCCAAAUUAGCCCUAAGCCCUUUGACAGCAAAAUUGAGUGGUGGCAUGAAACCUUUACAGACACUCAGAGAGGAACAUCAACGUGAACAAAAACCACUCCUGGACACUGACGAGGAAGAUGAAGACAGCCCUGUGAAAACCAGACCAAAACAGCCUGAUUUUAAUUGUUCAGAACAAAAUCUAAACGACUCCAAAACCUCCUUAAAUAACAGUGCUUCAAAACAAGAACUUCUUGAAAAUAAACAAGAUUUGCUUAGUUUAAAAGAAGAAUUGAAAAAAUUAAAGAAAAGUUUAAUAGAACCUGAACCAGCAAGUGCAUCAUCAGAUGAUUUUCAAGAUUUUGAAUCUUACGAGAGUCAACAAAGUUCAAAACAAUUAGAUUCUUGUAACCAAUCAGAAGGUGUUGAUAGUGAGAACAUAGGCGAGGGUGGAAAGGUAUCAUUAAUUUCUCAUUCUGGAACUUGCGAUAGCAUUGCUGAGAGUCACGGAAAAGGUUACACACCAAGCAUGACCUCCAGUGGUUAUGGGUCACAAGCUGUUUCAACCUUGACCUUGUCAUCAGAGGAUUCAUUGAGUUUAAGGAGUAAUGAGGAUUCAGAUUUACAUAGAAUGUCAAAACGACCUGGAAUUGAGCAUUGCAGUAGCGGCGACAGUGAUGGAGAUGAUUCAGCUCAAGGUCACUCUAGUGCAAUAAGGUCAGAGGUCAUAGAGGAGGUCGAAGGACAAGUUUAUGACUUGAAUGAAUGUUCAAGUAAUGAAACUUUAGAAAAUCUUAAUGUAGACACUAAUAGUGUUGAAGAGAUUACUAACAGUAUGAAAGAUGAAAAGGUGGAGGAAAUGUUGAGUGUAAAUGCUGCAGAAAAUUUUGACAAAAGUUCACUGAAAUCUGAUCUCACAGAGGAAGAUGAUGAGGACAAAGCAUCUGUUAAACUUCACAUAAGUGAAGAAGAUCUGAGUGCUGCCAGUAAAGGAGAACUUGCUGAUGGAAAUGCAACAAAUCUAAGUCAAGAUAAUGUGCAAUGUAAAAAUGAAGUGCAAAAUAUAGAUAAAGAGGGGAAAGUGGCUAUUAAAGAUGAAAAGAGUGGAAACUUUGUAGAUAACUUUGAUGGAGAUAAAUGUGAUAAAUAUGAAAUAGAAAACCAAAACCAAGUUAGAAAUAGUUCAAGAUCAACCAAAGGCAGUGAUAGUUCUUCCAAUGCAUCAAGAGGAGCUCUUUAUUCUGAUAGUGUAGAUCCAUAUAGUCUUGAGGCAAUGGAAGAACUGGAAAAGUUAGGUGAUGAAUUUGGCCCUGAUAAUUCAGAAUUUGUCUCAAUGAACGAAACAACUGAUAGUAUAAAAGAAAAAAGCGAAGAAAAGAUAAGUCAUUCUGAUCAAGCUGGACCUAAAACAGGAAAGGGGUUAGAUGAUAGCUUGAUACUAAAAAGUGGUUUGAAUAUGAAGCCAGAAAAUCACAGUACACCAAUUAAAAGGGAAGGGAGAAUGUCUGGAAUAAAGUCUGAGCCAAAACAAAGACCAGUGUCUUGCAUUGUCAUGUCAGAUAAUGAUUUACUGGAAACAUCUCUACAGGAGAAGAGUAAAAGGAACAGCCUAGAUUUCUCAGAUGAGCAUUUGUCAGAAGACUCUAUGAGUGUGUGUUCAUUUGGUUCCCGGGCAGAUCUGGAUAGAUUAUCUGAGGUACCAGUGCCAUCAUGGAUUCAACCUGGUGAAAGUGUUAUGGUGACAACAUCAAAAUCAGCCUCUAGGAUGACUGUUGUUGUACAGUUUGUUGGAAAUGUGGAAUUCGCCAGUGGUCCUUGGGUAGGGGUUGAGCUUGAUUUACCAGAAGGGAAAAACAAUGGAUCUGUAAAUGGGAUACCCUAUUUCCGCUGCCGGCCACGGCACGGACUGUUCGUUAGGCACGAUAAACUCAUUAUGGAUAAGAAACGACGAGGGUCUAGAAAAAGUGCUGCUCAUUUGAUGAAUCGUAAAUCUGUUGGACACGGGUCAGGAAAUAGUCCAUCAACAAAAGGGAGUGCUUCAUCCGCCAAGAGAAAAUAGUUCCACCACUCACAUAUUAAUAUAAGAGUAAUAAGAGAUUUAUUUUAUCAAAAGUAAAAGUAAAAACUAUAUAUGUGAUAGUUUAAAAUGUUUCAUCUUCUUGCACCUGACUGAAAGGGGGAUACUGCUUAUACUUGGUAUUUUCCUGUGACCUUGGGAUAGCUGGUUGCAGGUUAUUAAAAUAGAAUUGUUGUACAGGAACAGUUGAUGAAAGACAUGAAAUUUUGAGGAAUGAAUAAUUCAUAUCAAAGGCAAUGGCAUAAAGACAACAUUUGUACAAAAUUAUGUUUUCUUGAGGAGUGAUAUUGACUUUCCAGCAUUGCUAAAAUAUUUACAUCUUUUUGUUCUGAUAUAUAUAACAAAGCAUAUUUCAUCUAUAUGUACACAGUAGUAUCAAAAUCUUAAAAUAGAUAUCAAUAUUCAUAGAAGGUCAAGAAAUCAAUCUUAAGUCAGUGUUUUCUUUGUUGAUAAUUAUUCCAUCUAUUUUACUUACAUCAGAUUUCCAGCGCUUGGCUAACAAUGUGAUUGACAGUAUUUAUUAUGCCCCCCUUUGAAAAAGGAGGGGUAUAUUGUUUUGCAGAUGUCGGUCGGUCGGUCGGUCGGUCGGUCGGUCGGAAUGUAGACCUAUCCGUUUCCGGAUGAUAACUCAAGAACGCUUAGGCCUAGGAUCAUUAAAGUUGAUAGGGAGAUUGGUCAUCACCAGCAGAUGACCCCUAUUGAUUUUGAGGUCUGUAUGUCAAAGGUCAAGGUCACAUUGACCCUGAAUAGUAAAACGGUUUCCAGAUGAUAACUCAAGAACACUUGGGCCUAGGAUCAUGAAAGUUGAUAGGGAGGUUGGUAAUGACCAUCGGAUGACCCCUAUUGAUUUUGAGGUCAGUAUGUUAAAGGUCAAGGUCACAGUGACCCUGAACAGUAAAACGGUUUCCGGAUGAUAACUCAAGAACGCUUGGGCCAAGGGUCACGAAAGUUGAUAGGGAGGUUGGUCAUCACCAGCAGAUGACCCCUAUUGAUUUUGAGGUCUGUAUGUCAAAGGUCAAGGUCACAGUGACCAGGAACAGUAAAAUGGUUUCCAGGCAAUAACUCAAGAACGCUUGGGCCUAGUGUCAAGAAAAUUGAUUGUUAGGUUGGCCAUGACCAGCAGAUGACCCCUAUUGAUUUUGAGGUCAUUAGGUCAGAGGUCAAGGUCACAUUGGCUAGGAACAGUUAAAUGGUUUCUGAUCUUCUUGUCCAAAACCAUAGGGCCUAGGGCUUUGAUAUUUGGUAUGUAGCAAAAUCUAGUGGUCCUCUACCAAGAUUAUUCAGAUUAUUUCCCUGGGGUCAAAUAUGGCCCCACCCCUAGGGUCACAUGGUUUAUAUAGACUUAUAUAGGAAAAAAAAUUGAAGAUCUUGUCCAAACCACAAAGUCUGUGGCUUUGGUAUUUUGUAAUGUAGCAUCAUUUAGUGGUUCUCUACCAAGUUUGUUCAAGUUAUCCCUCUUGGGUCAGAUAUGGCCCUGCCUCAGAGGUCAAAUGGUUCAUAUAGACUUAUAUAGGGAAAAACUUAGAAUCUUCAUGUCCAUAACUUACAUCUUUCAAAUUUGGACCACAUGUAUAGUUUUGAGUGGCAAGAUGAACCUUGACAUGAGUUGACCUUGAUCUUGACCUAGUGACCUACUUUCACAUUUCUGUACCUACAACCUUCAAAUUUGGACCACAUGCAUAGGUUUGUGUACUGAAAAAAACUUUGACCUUGUUAUUGACCUAGUGACCUACUGACACAUUUUUGAAGGUACAGGCUUCAGAUUUGGACCACAUCCAUAGUUUUUUGUUCCAAAAUAAAAUUUGACCUUGAUUUUGACCUAGUGACCUACUUUCACAUUUCUCAAGCUACAGCCUUCAAAUUUUGACCACAAGCAUAGUUUUGUGUACUGAAAUGAACUUUGAUCUUGAGAUUGACCUAGUGACCUACUUUCACAUUUCUGAAGGUACAGGCUUCAAAUUUGGACCACUUGCAUAGUUUUGUGUUCUGAAAUAAAAUUUGACCUUGAUUUUGACCUAGUGACCUACUUUCACAUUUCUCAAGCUACAGCCUUCAAAUUUGAACCACAUGCAUAGUUUUGUGUACCGAAAUGAACUUUGAUCAUGAGAUUGACCUAGUGACCUAUUUUCACAUUUUUGAAGGUACAUGCUUCAAAUUUGGACUGCAUGCAUAUUUUUGUGGUCUGAAUUGAAAUUUUACAUUGAUUUUUAUCUAUUACCUACUUUCACAUUUCUCAAGCUACAUCCUCCAAAUUUGAAGCACAUGCUUAGUUCUGUCUACUGAAAUGAACUUUACCUUGAAACUGAUCUAGUGACCUGCUUUCACAUUUCUCAAGCCAAUGCUUUCAAAUUUGGACCACAUACACAUUGUUUUGUACCUAAAUGAAAUUUGACCUUGAUUAUGACCUUGAGCUAGUAUUGAAAUUUGGAACAUUCAAAAAUGGCUCUGUGGAUGGCGCCAAGAUCAAUCUGUAAUCUCUUGUUUGGGUAAUAGGUUAAAGGUCAAGGUCAGAUUAAACCAGAAUGGUAGAAUUUUUGUUUACAGUGAGCAUAUAAUUUCUGUUCCUUGUGCAAUUACUGAAUGCAUCAAGGGGGGCAUUUCGUGUUCGACGAGCUCUUGUUUUAUCUGCUGUAAAGCAAUUGAUCUAAGUGGGAAGGCUAUAUUUCAUGUAUUUUGCAGUAACGUCAACUCAUAAAAUUUACAAUAAACAAAUGAAAUUCCCUUUCGUUUUAUCUUUAGAAGUUGAAAUAACGAAAUUAUGUAUCCGCAAAUUCAUGUUUUUUUUGCUGAAAAACACACAAUUUCAUGCCCACAGAGUAACUUCUGCUGUCUGUAUUUUAAGAAGAAAACUCUUUUUGACAAUAUUAGUCAAGCAGCAGACGCAGUUUUUAGCUCAUCUUAGCUCUUUGAUGGUUUUUCUUCCAUCUUUGUAGUCGGCAAUAAAAAAGUAAAAGACAGUAAAUAAUAAAAUUUACAGCCAUUAUUUGGGAGGGUAGAAUGUUUAUGACAAAGACAUGCAUAAAAGGUUGCAGACUCUUACCUCAAGCUUUCUGAUUUUCGAUUUUGAGAAAAGAGUCAGACUGGAUUUUAGGGAAGCAAUUAAAAAAGUAAACGUAAUUUGUAAUUUGAAAUAGUACUAUAUAGAGCAUUAUAAUAUUAUUUUAGAUGAUGGAAAUGAUUGGAGUGAAAUUAGUUUAGGAUUAUUUUUAGUUUUUUAUUGCAAGUAGAAUGAAAUAGCUUAAUGGAGUUAAUACUAGACAGUGGUAUGGUAGAGCAAAAUAGACUGUGUACGUAUUAAACUAAAGAAUACAUAUAGCUAGACUGAACUCAAGAAUUCAUAGCUAGAUUAUUUAUGCUGAAAUUUAUUUAUUGUUUUAGGUUGUCUGAGGUCAAUAUGUCUCGUAUAUAUCUAUCAACAUACAUGUGUGAACAUUUAUUUAACUUAUUCUAGAUAGUUCGUUAAAUAUACACGUUGUUACAGUGCAAAAAGUGGUUAACUGUCGAUCACUAUUUACGCUGAUUUGACGACUUUUGUGAACAUUUAUUUUUCACAUUCUACAUGGCUGUGUCAUAUACAGUAAAAGGUUGUUGUGUCAGUGAUGUUUUGUGUUUUAGUAAAAAGAAUGCAUUGCAUGUAGAGUAUCAGAUUUGUAUGUACAGUUAUUCCAAAUGAAAUGAUUGAAAUAGCUAUGUACCAAGGGCUCUGUUGACAUCAUUUAUUUGUAUAAGAUAGUUUUCUGUUAAAGGGACACACCUCCAGAUUUAUAUCAACUUAGAAAAUGCUUUCUGUAGCUGAUAAUUGUAAUUAAAAAGUGAAAAUAAAGUGGAUCUAUGAUUUGUAGGCAUAAUAUAUACAAAAACACGUGUUUUGGCAAAUUUUAGGCAUUAUGUAUAUAUUUCAUGUGUUUGGAUAAUUUUAUAUAAAACAUGUUUUGGUUAGUUCUUGGCAUUAUUUAUAUAUAAAACACUAGUUCGAUUGAGUUCUUGGCAGAAUUAAAAUAUAUAAAAACACGAGUUGGGAUGAGUUCUUGGCAGAAUUUAAAUAUAUAAAACUGAGUUUGAAUGAGUUAGUUCUGUGAAGUACCGGUAUGAGUUUGGAUGAAUUCUAGGCAAUAUCUAUGUGUAAAACAUGAAUUUGUACAGUUUCUAGGCAGUAUUUAUAAAGAGACCUUCCAAAACUCAUAUGGUCUGCUCCAGUUCUGUGUGUAGUUUUCCACCCAAUUGCAAAGACCUAAGAAGCAUAAUAAAUUAUUGUGUUUGAACUUUAUCAGUUGUCACACUACUUUAUGUAAUCAGCUUCUACUGCCUCUGGAACUUUCAACCCCUGAAGUAUAUUUUGGAUCAGUUCAAGGCAGUAGUUGUGCAAAAAAACAAGUUUAGUUAGAGGCAGUAUACACUAGUUUAGCUGUAGGCGGUAUAUAAAACAAAAGUUUGGAGGAGUCCUAGGUAGUAUUCAUAAUAUAAAACACGAAUUUGGACUGUAAAAAAUGUAGAAAAGCUCUUUCAAGUAGUAGAAAUGUGAUGUUUCAUAACAGGACUUUAAUUGAGUUUAUAUCUUAUUUACGAUUCUGUGUUAUGGUUUUAUAACAAAUAUACUGGCCCCGUGUUCACAAAACAUUUUCAGUCUCAGCUGAGUUUGAUAACGAAACUUUAUUUGUCAUUUAUAUAUAAAUGGCAUGAUUAAAACUAAAUUUCAAGUUCAUAACCAUUUUCAAGCAACUAUUCAGUAAUGAUGGUCAGUCUCAGUUGGAAUUUAACCUUGAAGUUUUAGUAAAAUUGAUAUUAAAAUUUCAAACUCAAACUCAGCUGAGACCGAAAAAUGUUUUGUGAACAUGGGGCCUGAUGUCUGUUCUGUUCAUCUGGAGGUGUGCCCCUUUAAAAGCCCUUAUUACAUGUUUUAGUCACAUAAUUUUUUGUUUUUUAAUUUUUUUUGUAUUUGUUGCACAUUAUUAUUAGCAUGUGUUUUAGAUAUUUACAUACAUAAAAAAAUUGUUUAUGCUAAAAUUGUUUGUUAAAGGUACUGAUAGUUGUGUAGUUGUAAAGGGGCUUAUUUUACAGCCAUUGUGUACAAGAGUGUUUAUAUAAAUUAUUAUUAUUAUUAUUUAGAUGAACCAGCCCGCCCGCUUAGCUCAGUAGGUAAGAGCGUUGGUCUACGGAUCGCGGGGUCGCGAGUUCGAUCCUCGGGCGGGGCGUAUGUUCUCCGUGACUAUUUGAUAAACGACAUUGUGUCUGAAAUCAUUAGUCCUCCACCUCUGAUAAUUCAUGUGGGGAAGUUGGCAGUUACUUGCGGAGAACAGGUUUGUACUGGUACAGAAUCCAGGAACACUGGUUAGGUUAACUGCCCGCCGUUACAUGACUGAAAUACUGUUGAAAAACGGCGUUAAAACCAAAACGAAACGAAAAAAUAUUUAGAUGAACCAAUUACAUUUUGUGAACCAACAUGUACAUAAGCUAAUUAUAUGUAAGUAUGUGUAUGCUAAGCUUAUUUCAACUUCAUUGUAUAUACAUUUGAGUUAAAAACAUAAAUACAUACACAACCAUAUUGCAUACACAUUUUUCAGUAUCCUUGUACGUGAAGAGUGGAGACAUAAUAUUUCUAUAUAUCAACAUGUAAAGUUUCAUACAAGUUGUCUACCAUUAAUAAAUUAAUUGUAAAUGUGUAAGUAUUGAAAAGGUUAUUAGUUUUGUAUCAAGAAAUACACUCAAGGACUUAAAAUAUGCCCCAUCUAUGUAUUUGGAAAAGUUGAUCAAAGAAUAUUUCCGUAAUGCAUAUGUUUAUGAAACAUUCAUAGUAAUAAGGAUGUAAAGAUGGUAAUUUGUCUGUGCUAAAUGAGGCAUGAGAAUAUGAAAAUAUCCAUUUAAGUCUUUUACACUGUUAAAAGAUAAACAAACAGAUCAGUUCGUUCAAUAAUAAAAGGAUACCAAAUAGAUUCCUACAUUGCAACACUCCAAAGAAAGUGACAUUGACGUAAUUUAAAAAGUUCACAUGGUGGUGUCAAAUACAGAACUCUAGAGCUGCAGCCUGUCUAGUAUAAUUUUGGCGACUCUCCUAUACCGAUAUAAUUGGUUUGUGUUUGAUAUUUUCACUCUAUAGCAUUUAGAUAAAAGAUUUUGAGAAACUAUCUAGAAGUCAAUACUGACUUUUAUAAAAAGAUCUUUAAUUUGAUAAAGUUUGAAUUUUUUUUAUGAAAAUGUUGUUCAUGAGUUUGUAAUGGACUUUCAAAUGCAAUAACAUAUAAUUUUUUUAAUUGCCAGCUGGAAAUUGCAUCUCACAUGUAUUACAGCAUGAGUCAAACAUGCACAGGCGACCAACAGCCACUUUUUCAAGUAUCACAAAAGAAACCACCUUAGCAGAGAUCAGAUUUAAUGAAAAAUGAUCAAUGAAUAUAAAAAUACUCAGAGCCAUUUUGCUAAAAUGAAAUAAUUGCCUUAUAAGGAUGAGGAGUUUUUGAGUGUAUGCAAUCUUGGAGUAAUAUUGCCCUCGUAAAUUCACACAGUUAUCUCCACUACAGAACUUGUGCACAUUUCUCGAUACAGAUCUAAUCAUCUAUAUAAAUAUGUGAAUGAUAUAAUCAUAUUUAUGAGUUUAAAUGAGCUGCGCCAUGAGAAAAUCAACAAUGUGUGUUUGCGACCAGCAUGGAUCCAGACCAGCCUGUGCAGUCUGGUCAGGAUCCAUGCUGGUGUCUUUCAAACGCUAUUGCAAUUAGAGAAACUGUUAGCGAACAGCAUGGAUCCUUCCGCGCAGUCUGGUCAGGAUCCAUGCUGGUCGCAAACACACAAUGUUGGUUUUCUCAUGGCACGGCUCAAAUGUACAUUAGGUAAUUACAGUCUUUCAGUUUACUUUGUUGAACAAAGUGUGUCAGUUAGAUAUAAUGGCAGAUUUAGUUGAACAAUAUCAGUCAUGUGUUCUUGAUUUCACCAUGCAUAAUCAUGUAAAAAAUGUUAUAGAUUUAUGAUUAGAUAUUUUAGAAAUGUUGACAUUUUGUGGUCAUAGUUGUCUUUUAAUUCAUGUACUGCAUGUGUCAUUAGAUUUUUGUCAUGUCCAACAGUUUUAUACAUUGGCAAAUUCAGAAUUUUGGGUUAUCUGGGGUCAGUUUUCAGGAGAGGUCCACUUCUGUUCUCUAUUGAGUUUCUUAAGGCAGAUAACUUUUUUUAUAUAUAGUAAAUUAUGUACUCUGUUUAAUUCUUGAGCACAAAUAUUAACCUAUAAGCUGUCACAAAUGUUAGCUUUUUAUUUUUGAAAUAAAUUAACAGGCAGCCCCAUCUCAACAGUUGAAUACAAACAUGUAUGUUUCUUCCAAAAAAAUAACAUUGUUUUAAAAGCUUCGGAAAAUGUAAUUAGAGGAAUUUAAUUAUUUAUCAUCCACUAUUCAGAUUGAAUGUCCCUCAUGUAUUAUAUUAAAUAUCAAAUCCAUGGCAUUGUAAAUGGCAUGAUACAGACAAAAAUUUGAAUAUCUAAGGUAGUUACUUUUGUGGCAUAAAUGGUCAUAUCAUAUCAACAAAUACCAUCUACAUUACCUCUAGGUGCAAGAAAUUACUGUACAUAUUGAUUUCAUAUGAUAUUUUGUCAAAAAUGUUGUUCCACCUAUUUCUUUCUGAAAAAGCUUUUUAUGGAGGUAAAUGUGAACUGUUCUUUUAAAGGGAGGUAAAUAUUUUUUUAUUAGUUACUGAAUGUAUUGCAAGUAAAGGAGUAUUUUUAUGAAUAUAUCUUCUUAAGAAUAUCAUAGUAAGAAUAUCAUAGAAAGAAGCGUUUUACUUGAAACUACUCUUGGAAAAAAUAUUUUACUUACAAAUUAAGAAUAGCGUAGGAAAUUGUUUAAAGCUUUACUUUGGGAAUGGGUAUUUACUUAAGAAUGGUAUGGAGAAGAGAGUAAAAAAAUCUUUCAGAGGAUCCUUUAGAAUGCAAUCAAGCAAAAUUAUAGUAGACUAGGUUUGACUGUGUCUGUUCAUGAGAGGUUUUGAAAUGUGCAACACCUCUAAUGUUCCCUAGUACGGCUUAAGGGUAAUUUUAUUUCGUAGAUGAUAAAUGGAUCCCAUGAUCCCAAAGGACCAGAAAAUAAAAUAAUACUGCAUCCAGAUAUGAGGAGACAUGUUAUGGUGGUCACAUGGCACUUAAAAGGUUGCUGUUGUGAAAGUUAAUAAAGUAUAAGACUUUGUCGUGAUACGAUUAUUUUUUUUUCUGCUUUUCUGAAUGUGUGCUGUAAAAUAUCACAGAAUAUUUGUCAUAUUAAAUGAAAUUUGAAGAUAAUAUAUUUAGGAAAACUGUUGUUUCUGUUGAUUAUGUUAAGUUUAGCAGCAGUCUCUACCUCAGUGCUUGUUUCAUUUUUAUUUCAUUUCUCACAUAAGAAUUAUUUACAAUUGUUCUCGAUAUCCAACACUUACACAGCUUAAAAGAUAUGAAAUUUGUCAUUAUAAACUUGGAUACAAUUUUAAACUGCCAUAUUUUGUUAUGGUUGAAUGUGUUGAAGUAUGUUAACUUUUUUGUGCUAUAGAAAGUCAUAAUUUGUUUGUCAUUCCAUUGUUUAAGAAGUAUGUUGAUUCUGAAUAUUUUAGAUGUAUUUAUUAAGGGGUGAAAGCAAAACAGGUCUAAGUACAGUUGUAUCAAGAACCACUUACACCUUUAUUGCUUUUACCUUUAUUGAUGGAGUGGGAGCAAAACAGGUCUAAGUACAAUUGCAUCAAGGAAUGCUUACACCUUUAUUGCUUUUACGUUUAUUAAUGGAGUGGGAGCAAAACAGGUCUAAGUACAAUUGCAUCAAGAACCACUUACACCUUUAUUGCUUUUACCUUUAUUGAUGGAGUGGGAGCAAAACAGGUCUAAGUACAAUUGCAUCAAGAACCACUUACACCUUUAUUGCUUUUAC
Mercenaria mercenaria is the source of this 15335-nucleotide messenger RNA. RefSeq names its product kinesin-like protein KIF13B. Gene Ontology annotation, biological process: microtubule-based movement; mitotic spindle organization. Gene Ontology annotation, molecular function: ATP binding; microtubule motor activity; microtubule binding. NCBI's taxonomy places the organism in Eukaryota, Metazoa, Mollusca, Bivalvia, Venerida, Veneridae. Bases 160 to 6453 code for a protein of 2097 amino acids. The transcript is spliced from 35 exons. The record is from RefSeq and is a predicted model, not a curated record.